This is a messenger RNA of Engraulis encrasicolus (European anchovy), 3769 nucleotides long. It is a transcript of the gene tfr2, whose product is annotated as transferrin receptor 2. Gene Ontology annotation, cellular component: external side of plasma membrane. The record is from RefSeq and is a predicted model, not a curated record. Gene Ontology annotation, biological process: endocytic iron import into cell; transferrin transport. Bases 53 to 2440 code for a protein of 795 amino acids. The transcript is spliced from 18 exons. NCBI's taxonomy places the organism in Eukaryota, Metazoa, Chordata, Actinopteri, Clupeiformes, Engraulidae. Gene Ontology annotation, molecular function: transferrin receptor activity.
GUGGAAGCAACACGCAGAAGUGUGUCCAGAGGCAGAGGACGACACUCUUCCAAUGGCCACCGUGCAGUCCCUACUCACUGGGAGCGGUGGGGGCGGAGCCCAGGCUGAAGAGGGCGUGGAGGAAGGGGGAGGGCCCAGGCGUCGUGUGCCAGGUGUGGAACUCAGGCUCGUCCAAUCACAGGCGGGAGAGGAAGAGGAGGAGGAGGAGCUUGGCAGCAGCAUCACAGCUCUGGUGCUCAGGCAGCCAAUGAAGCACAAGAGGGCGUGGCUGUACCUGAUACUCACAGGACUGCUGAUAUUCACCACAGCGUUCCUGCUAGGCUACGUGGUGUUUCGUGGCUCCUCGUGUCAGUACUGCACUAUUGACGAUGGGGAGCUGGUGCCAGUGGACGACCCGCCAGGCUACUACAGCGAGGGCAGCCUGCUGCACAUGGGGGAGCUCCGAGAAAUGCUCAAGAAGUACCUCAGCGAGGAGACCCUGGAUACCACUAUUAGGCGAGUGAGCAGGACAGCCCAUCCGCCGGGGUCCUCGGAGGGGAACGACCUGGCCCAGGAGAUCCUGCAGGCCUUCAAGAAGCUGCACAUGGACCACACCUGGACAGACUCACACUACGCAACCCUGCAGUUCCCCUCCAGGACCCAGAGAAAUACCCUGUGGAUUGUGGAUGAGGACGGGAACGAGCUGGAGGAGAUUCCCUUGAACCAGGAAGACUACUGUGCCUACAGCCCCAACGGCACGGCAACGGGCGGAGUCAUGUACGUGAACUACGCGCGGCCCGUGGACUUCGAGACGCUGCGCUCGCUGGGCGUGUCUCCGAAGGGGGCCAUCGCCAUCGCCCGGGUGGGGGGAGGGGUGAGCUUCGCCGAGAAGGUGCAGCAGGCCCAGAAGGAGGGCAUGGUGGGGGUGCUCAUCUACCCAGACCCCUCGGACGUACCCCAGGACCCCCGGCGCCUGGGGCUGAGCAGCGACGCAGCCAUCUCAGAACACGUCCAUCUGGGUUCCGGUGACCCCUUCACCCCCGGCUUCCCCUCCUUUAACCACACCCAGUUCCCGCCCAUGCAGUCCUCUGGCCUGCCACUCAUCCCUGCACAGCCAAUCAGUGCCAACGCAGCCUCUACCCUGCUCAGACAGCUGGAGGGCCCGGCGUGUCCGCGUGGCUGGCAGGGCCGGCUGCAGAUCUAUGUGUACUGUAAGUGUGUGCUGGGUCCUUCCCUGAGGCAGACGGGGCCCCCUGCUGGUCGGAGGAGGGUUCGCAUGGGGGUCCACAACAUCAUGAGGCCCGUGCUGCUCAACAACAUCUUCGCCUCCAUCGAGGGACGCAUAGAGCCAGACCAGUACAUCAUCAUGGGGGCCCAGAGGGACUCGUGGGGGCCAGGGGCCGUCAAGUCUGGCGUCGGCACUGCACUGCUGCUCGAGCUCGCACGAACCUUCAGCUCCAUGGUGCAGAACGGCUUUUACCCAAAGCGAAGUCUGCUGUUUGUGAGCUGGGAUGCUGGCGACUUUGGUAACGUGGGCGCCACCGAGUGGCUAGAGGGUUACCUCUCAAUGCUACAUCUGAAAGCAGUGGCUUAUUUCAGCCUGGAUCAAGCCAUCAUGGGUGAUGAUGAGUUGUCUGCCUACGCAAGUCCUCUACUCAUGGAUCUCAUCGAGGGAGCCAUCAAGCAGGUGGAGCACCCCAGGCAUCCUGGCCAGUCCAUUCUGGCCCACAUGGAGAGCCAGGGAGGCAACUGGAGGAGCCACAUAGUAAAGCCCCUGUACCUGAACAGUGGUGCCUACAGCUUCACAGCCUUUGGGGGAGUGCCUGCCGUGGAGCUGCGCUUUGAUGAGGCGGUGCGUACGUAUCCGUUCGUCAACACCCAGUGGGACAGCGCGGGGCGUCUGCAGGAGCGUCUGCAGGGCCAGCUGAGCUGGGUGGGCCGCACCCUGGGGGAGCUGGUGGGGCUCAUGGUCCUCCGGCUAUCCCAUCAUGCCGUGCUGCCCCUCGACCCCACCUGCUACAGCAGCACCAUGCUGCACUUCAGCUCCCAGCUCAACCAGAACUCCGCUCAACUACAGGCUCGGGGUCUGUCUCCUCAGUGGGUGUUCAGUGCUAGAGGAGACUACAGCCGAGCAGCCAAGACGCUGAAGGAGGCCAUCGAAAACAGCAACAUAGAUGACGAGAGGAUGACGCGCCUAUACAACACACGCAUCAUGAGGGUGGAAUACUACUUCCUGUCCCAGUAUGUGUCGGCGGUAGAGACGCCGUUCCGGCACAUUCUGCACGGCCGUGGCAACCAUACGCUGGGCGCGCUGGCCGAGCACCUGUCUCUGCUCCACACCCAGCCGCAGCUCUUCAACGAGGCCCGCUUUCGCCAGCAGCUAGCCCUAUUCACCUGGACGCUGCAGGGGGCAGCCAACGCGCUGAGCGGAGACGUGUGGAACAUUGACAACACCAUCUAGUUCUAAGAACCUUCCAGAAACCUUCCACCAACCAACAUUCCAGAACACCUUUAGGAACACCUCUAAAUCGUCUCUGGAUCAACAACAGUCUCUAGUAGAUAGGACAUUUUCACUCUGAACAUUGUCAACACCAUCUAGAACCUUUCCGGAACCUUCCAUCUAGCAACAUUCCAGAACAUUUCAUACAUACAUGUGGAAGAUCAACCAAACAUCCUCCUAGAGGAACACUUCUGAACUGUCUCAGUAACACUAUAUAGAUAGAACAUUUUCUCACCUGGCACCCAGAGCCUUCCAGCAUCUUCUAGAACUUUCCAGAAUCGUCCAUGAAUUUAGAGCAAAGUAUUCAGAUUCAGCCGCAGCUCUUUGACAAGGCUCACUUUCAACAGCAGCCGGCCAACGGGGAUCUGUGGAACAUCGACAACACCAUGUGGAACCUUCAAUCAACCGUCAGAAUUUUCCAGAACAUUCUAGAAUGUUUCAUACAAACUCCCACACAUGUGGAAGACCAAAGAUGACUUUAACACUCACAGUUUUUCCUAGGUCCCUUUUCACCAUGUCUGGAACACCUUAAAAUAAGUACAUAGAUAAGCACAGAAUUUCUUAUGCUGACUUUAGAUGUCAUCUUUAGGUAAUGUACUGGCUUCAGAAAAUGUUCUUCAAAAACAUGUGUGAUGUCAGUGAGUUGCAUUCAAGAAUGCUUAUACACCAGGCAGCUUAUGCAACUUCCACACUGCCCUGUCUGUUAAUAUAAUGUUGCACCUUGAUUACAGUUACAGAGUCUUUGUACAGUUUAUGUUACAUUUCCUUAGUUUCGUAGUCUUGAGUUAUUCGAUAUCAAUUCAGACAAUUCUCUCGGAUCUCCUUGCGUGACCCUGUUGAAUGAACUUUGUGUGCCUGAGUUAGUCCAUGAACAGUUACUUGUACAUGACAUAUCAAGCAAAUCAAGGGUCCCCUGAGGAAGACGUAUGAAUUGACAUGGAAUAACCCUCUUUGUUUCUGUCUUUGAUUAACAUGCAAUUAUUAUUGGUAAUUAUUUACAUGAUCCUUUUUUAUUGCCAAGUGAUAAUAAGUUUGUUACCAAUGUCAACAGUAAUUAUCGGGGGCAGGGUCCCUCAUAAUUAUGACAGUCAUACUGUCGUCAAAUCACAAAGCAGCAUCUGCUAUCAAUCAACUUGUAGUGCCGUAGCUUUUGGUUCAGCAGUGACAGGGGGGUGGGGACAUUUGUCAGGGCUUUCUCUGUGUUGGCUUUAUGUUGUGGCGGGGAAUUUGCCCUUGUAUCUGUCUGUCUGUGUCACUGCGGUGGACCAAUAAAGUCUUUUAUUCUUGUUG